GGGUUGCGCGCGCGCCGCUGCGGCUUUUUUUUCCACUGGCCUCCGCGACGCGCCCCUCCUUGGAAGGCAGCUCCUGAGCUAGCGGGCACGCGGGCUCCUCUCCGUGAGCCUCUUUUCCCUUAAGGCCGGACCUUGUGGCGGAGAGGUGGUGGGCGAGGCAGCACCCUCGAAUCAGAUCACGGGAGCUAUACCUGUUCUUAAAAGCGAAAGAAGAAAUCUGUGUACUUUAUUGUCGGCUUCCAAAGAUUACUAACUUUUAUCUGUAUCACUAAAAUUGAACUACCUUGGCUAUACUGCUCCUCUUGCUGCUGCUUCCAGAAACCUAAGGCUUUAAAGAAGCCAAAGAAUAACAACUAAUAAGCUCCAUACUAGACGCUUUUCCAUAAUGAAACUUAAGCUAAAUGUGCUCACCAUUAUAUUGCUCCCUGUCCACUUGUUAAUAACAAUAUAUAGUGCCCUUAUAUUUAUUCCAUGGUAUUUUCUUACCAACGCCAAGAAGAAAAACGCCAUGGCAAAGAGAAUAAAAGCUAAGCCCACUUCAGACAAACCUGGAAGUCCCUAUCGCUCUGUCACACACUUCGACUCACUGGCUGUCAUAGACAUCCCUGGAGCAGAUACACUGGAUAAAUUGUUUGACCAUGCUGUAGCCAAGUUUGGGAAGAAGGACAGCCUUGGGACCAGGGAAAUCCUAAGUGAAGAGAAUGAGAUGCAGCCAAAUGGAAAGGUUUUUAAGAAGUUAAUUCUUGGGAAUUAUAAGUGGAUAAACUAUCUUGAAGUAAACCACAGAGUGAAUAACUUCGGAAGUGGACUCACGGCACUGGGACUGAAACCAAAGAACACCAUUGCCAUUUUCUGUGAGACCAGGGCGGAGUGGAUGAUCGCAGCACAGACCUGCUUUAAGUACAACUUUCCCCUUGUGACUUUAUAUGCCACACUUGGCAAAGAAGCUGUAGUUCAUGGAUUAAAUGAAUCGGAGGCUUCCUAUCUGAUUACCAGUGUUGAACUUCUGGAAAGCAAACUGAAGGCAGCACUCCUAGAUAUUAAUUGUGUUAAACAUAUCAUUUAUGUGGAUAAUAAGACUAUCAAUAAAGCAGAGUACCCUGAAGGGUUUGAGAUUCACAGCAUGCAAUCAGUAGAAGAGUUGGGAUCCAAGCCAGAAAACUCAAGCAUUCCUCCAAAUAGACCGACUCCUUCAGACAUGGCCAUUGUCAUGUAUACCAGUGGCUCUACUGGCCGACCCAAGGGAGUGAUGAUGCAUCAUAGCAAUUUGAUAGCUGGAAUGACAGGCCAGUGUGAAAGAAUACCUGGACUAGGACCAAAGGACACAUAUAUUGGCUACUUACCUUUAGCUCAUGUGCUAGAACUGACAGCAGAAAUAUCAUGUUUCACCUAUGGCUGUAGGAUUGGAUAUUCAUCUCCACUUACACUGUCUGACCAGUCCAGCAAAAUCAAGAAGGGAAGCAAGGGUGAUUGUACUGUCCUGAAACCCACACUUAUGGCUGCUGUUCCGGAAAUCAUGGAUAGAAUUUACAAGAAUGUUAUGAGCAAGGUUCAAGAGAUGAAUUAUAUCCAGAAAACUCUAUUCAAAAUAGGUUAUGACUAUAAAUUAGAACAAAUCAAAAAAGGAUAUGAUGCACCUCUUUGUAAUAUGAUACUCUUUAAAAAGGUAAAGGCUCUGCUGGGAGGGAAUGUCCGUAUGAUGCUGUCCGGAGGGGCUCCAUUGUCUCCUCAGACACACCGCUUCAUGAAUGUCUGCUUCUGCUGCCCUAUUGGUCAGGGCUAUGGACUGACAGAAUCAUGUGGUGCUGGGACAGUCACUGAAGUUACUGACUAUACUACUGGAAGAGUUGGAGCUCCUCUUAUCUGCUGUGAAAUUAAGCUGAAAGACUGGCAGGAAGGUGGUUAUACAGUGCAUGAUAAACCAAACCCCAGAGGUGAAAUCGUGAUUGGUGGCCAGAAUAUCUCCAUGGGAUAUUUUAAAAAUGAAGAGAAAACAGCAGAAGAUUAUUCUGUGGAUGAAAAUGGACAAAGGUGGUUUUGCACUGGUGAUAUUGGAGAAUUCCAUCCUGAUGGAUGCUUACAGAUUAUAGAUCGUAAGAAAGAUCUGGUGAAGUUACAAGCAGGAGAAUAUGUAUCUCUUGGGAAAGUGGAAGCGGCACUGAAGAAUUGUCCACUGAUUGACAACAUCUGUGCUUUUGCCAAAAGUGACCAGUCCUAUGUGAUCAGUUUUGUGGUUCCUAACCAGAAAAAGCUGACCCUUUUGGCACAACAGAAGGGGGUAGAAGGAUCUUGGGUUGACAUUUGCAAUAACCCUGCCAUGGAAGCUGAAAUAUUAAAAGAAAUCCGAGAAGCUGCAAAUGCCAGUAAGUUAAGACGAUUUGAAAUUCCAAUCAAGGUUCGCUUAAGCCCAGAGCCAUGGACCCCUGAGACUGGUUUGGUAACAGAUGCCUUCAAGCUGAAGAGGAAGGAGCUGAAGAACCAUUAUCUCAAGGACAUUGAGCGAAUGUAUGGGGGCAAAUAAAAUGUAUGGGGGCAACUCUCCUAUUUACAUUUGCCCAGGAGGUGGCCUGAUGGUUUUUCAGUUCUAGAGUUUUAAGCCUUUGUUGAUCUCUCUGUUAGAAUGUAAGGUGUAUCUUCUAAAGAUAUAUUUAAAAAAAAAAAACAACCCAAAUUGGUUGAAAUAGUUGAGUCUACUUUAACUUAGUUUCACAAAGGUCUAGUGAAGCUGAUAUUGAAAAGACAUUUCCCCUUUAGCUGUGUUACUAAUUUUAGAGCAGAAAUUGUUUUUUAAAACUUAGCCUUAGAUACACUUGUUUUCUUUUUU
This is a messenger RNA of Acomys russatus (golden spiny mouse), 2824 nucleotides long. RefSeq names its product acyl-CoA synthetase long chain family member 4 (gene Acsl4). The coding region runs from base 386 to 2521 and encodes 711 amino acids. The record is from RefSeq and is a predicted model, not a curated record. Lineage: Eukaryota; Metazoa; Chordata; Mammalia; Rodentia; Muridae. Gene Ontology annotation, biological process: long-chain fatty-acyl-CoA metabolic process; neuron differentiation; long-chain fatty acid metabolic process. Gene Ontology annotation, cellular component: plasma membrane; lipid droplet; endoplasmic reticulum. Gene Ontology annotation, molecular function: arachidonate-CoA ligase activity. The transcript is spliced from 17 exons.